AUGGGCAAGUCCGAUCUCCACUUCACCGCCGAACAAGAGCAAGAGUUCUCGUCGCUCGAGAAGGUGCUCAACCAGACUGCUGACGACGCCUCGAGAUGUCUCAAGCUGCUCAAGAAAAACUUAUCUGAGUAUGACAGUCGCCACGGCAACCACUUCAUCAACACCGCCGCUUCGUACAUGCGGAGCGACAUGCGCACCGCCAAGGACACGGCGGACGAGUUGAAGCGUGUAGCACACGAGAUCAACAAGAGCUCACAGCCUUCUAAGACCGAGAUCCACUCUGCACGCAAUGUCAUGGGUGCGACGGCUAAAGCCAUGGAAGUCCUGAGUAUGACAGCACGCAACUACGACCAGAAGAACGGUCGUUCCAAGGGUGUCAAGGGUGCAGUCGACAACGCACUCGGUCUCAACGACAAGGAACAACACGAGAGACAGGGAGGCAUCUUUGGCAAGGAGAAGGAAUCGAAGGGCAACAGUCUGUUCGGCGAGAGUGACAAGGCCAAAGACGACAAGCACACCGGACUUUUUGGAAGUGACAAGGACGACAAGUCUACUGGUCUGUUGGACAAACACAAGGACGCUAAUACCGACUUCUUCAAGAAGAACGAGCAGGACCAUGGCAACAAUGACAGCGACGUCAUCAUCGUCGGUAAGUCCGACCGUCAUCACCACGACGAAAACCGUGGUGGCAUUUUCAGUAAGUCUGACACCGUUGAGGAGCUGGUAAAGUCCACUCUGAACGAUAACUUCAACCUCAGCGCGCUAAGCCACCAGAUCACGACCACAGAGACGUCUUUGACGCAGUCACAGUCGUCACCAUCGCCAGCAUCGCCGUCGCCAGUGUCGCCACCACAGAGUUUCAUGGAGCGCGCGAAGGAGGUGGUACACGACGUGAAAGAUAAGCUCGUUGGAGAUAAGGCAAGUCCGACGAGCGAGAACAACCGCCCACGCGCCCACACGCUGACGCCGUAA
Molecule: messenger RNA, 972 nt
Organism: Phytophthora infestans T30-4
Lineage: Eukaryota; Oomycota; Peronosporomycetes; Peronosporales; Peronosporaceae
Exons: 1
Coding region: 1-972 (323 amino acids)
Source: RefSeq, a predicted model, not a curated record